AUGUCACGGAUCCUUUUGCCCUUGUCGAAAUUCAAUAAUGUCACCAACUUCAACUUUUUUUUCAACAAUACCCGGAAAAGCCUAAUAAUAGAUCAAAACUUCAUAAACAACCAACUCCUAUGUCGAAAAAUAUUUACUCCUAACUUGGGGCGUCUGCGGGACAGGAACCGGGACCCGGCUCUAGAAAACCAGAGCCAGAGCCAGACCAAGACCAGCCAUGGUGCUUCCGUGAUUGAAAAUGUAGCCUCAAAAGUGCUUACAUGUCAAGAGCCCGACGCGCAACUGUCGCAGAGCUUUGAUCUGCAAACAACAUCAGCAACAACUCCCCAAAGAGCCAUACCGUUCAAGGUAUCGCCCAGAGGCCCCAAAACCGCAAUUGGGAGGGAGCCCGUGUCAUUACUAAAGCCAAAGGCCCAAUCGGAUGUCAAGAGUGCUCUCGCCGCGUACUAUAAACUAACGAAACCCAAUUUGACCAUUCUAGUGACGUUGAGCUGCAUCUGCUCGUACGCGAUAUCACCGCUCAGCGUGUCCGUUUUUGAACUCUUCUUUUUGACUGCCGGGACGGCGUUUUGCUCUGGUGCUGCCAAUGCCAUCAACAUGGGACGCGAGCCCGAGUUUGACAAGCAAAUGCCGAGAACCGUGGGCAGACCCGUUGUCCGCGGACUUAUUACACCCAAACAGGCCUACCAAUUUGCAGGACUCAUUGGCUCUGCGGGGUGUCUCAUGCUAUGGUUUGGAGUAAACCCGUUGGUCUCGCUAUUGGGGUUCUCAAACAUUGUUCUAUAUGCGUGGAUAUACACUUCCAUGAAACGCCACUCGAUUCUCAACACGUGGGUCGGGGCAAUCGUGGGAGCUAUCCCGCCUUUGAUGGGAUGGGCAGCCUCGUCGUCGUUGGCCGCUCCGGGAGCUUGGUGCUUGGCGGGGUUGUUGUAUGCAUGGCAAUUCCCCCAUUUCAAUGCCUUGUCUCAUGGAAUCGCCCAGCAGUACAAACAGGCUGGCUACGUCAUGGCAGCUGCCGAGAACCCGAAAUUGAACGCUAGAGUUGCGCUACGCUACUCGAUACUCAUGUUCCCACUCUGUUUCGGGUUGAGCUAUUUUGGAGUCACGGAUUGGGUGUUUCCCCUUGACUCGGCCUUGGCCAAUGGCUGGUUGACCUACUGGGCAUGGAAGUUCUGGCAGCAGCAACAACAAAACUACUCCAGCCUGGCUCGAGGACCCACUGCCGAAGGGUUGGCUCUUGCAGGCGUCCAUGCUAAGAAGCUAUUUUGGUGCUCGGUUUGGCAUCUACCGGCCGUUCUCAUCUUGGCCAUGCUACACAAGAAAGACCAAUGGAAUCGAUUGCAUGACUACGUGAUGAACAAAUUCGGUCGGCCCACUGCUGCGCUAGGGUACUAG
Lodderomyces beijingensis is the source of this 1395-nucleotide messenger RNA. The record is from the annotation of a GenBank genome assembly. Lineage: Eukaryota; Fungi; Ascomycota; Pichiomycetes; Serinales; Debaryomycetaceae.